Molecule: messenger RNA, 1007 nt
Organism: Anneissia japonica
Lineage: Eukaryota; Metazoa; Echinodermata; Crinoidea; Comatulida; Comatulidae
Product: 1-aminocyclopropane-1-carboxylate synthase-like protein 1
Exons: 9
Coding region: 36-995 (319 amino acids)
Biological process (GO): amino acid metabolic process; biosynthetic process
Molecular function (GO): transaminase activity; pyridoxal phosphate binding
Source: RefSeq, a predicted model, not a curated record
UGUGGUCUCUAGUCCCAUAACCGAAUUUUUUAAAGAUGCCGGUUUUAUCCAAGACUGGUCUACAUAUUAAGGCAACUAUGGAUGAGGAUUUGUUGGGAGAAGGCUUUGAAAAAGUUAACAGAAAUCUUUACAACAAGCAUACUAAUCCGAUGGGAAUCAUAAAUCUUGGCACAGCUGAAAAUAAACUGAUGUUUGAUGUUCUUUCUAAGAAGUUUAGUGAGCCUGAAUUAAAUGUGUGGAAAGAAGAAAUGCUGAUGUAUUGUGACUUUGCUUCCAUCUAUGAGUUGCGGGAGUCAAUUGCUGAAUUUCUGACAGCUAAAAGCAAUGCAGUAACCCCUCUUGAUCCUAAUAAGAUGGUGGUUAUGAAUGGAUGUGGUUCGGUUAUAGAAACAAUUGCAUUUGCCAUCUGUGAUGCAGGAGACGCAUUUAUGACACCAAGUCCAUACUAUGGGGGCAUAAUGCAAGACUCAAUUCUCAGAGCUAAAGUCAACAUCCAUCCAGUCCAUCUCCACUCAGAGAUAAAAGAAAAUGAAACAAAACCAUAUCAACUAACAGUUGAAAAACUUGAGAAAAGUUUAGAAGAAGCAAAAGCAAAGGGGAUAAAUAUCUGUGGACUGUUCCUCGUGAAUCCUCAUAACCCGCUAGGUGAAAUAUAUUCAACAGAGUUGAUCAAAGAUUGUCUCCAGUUUUGUCAUAAGCAUUCUAUUCAUAUAAUAUUUGAUGAAAUAUACCUGACGAGUGUGUUUAAAGAAGGUGUCCAGCCUACUAGCAUCCUUCAAUUCAAACCAGAAGAUAUUCCAGACCCUGAGAGAACCCAUCUGAUAUGGGGCUUUAGUAAGGACUUUGCAAUGUCUGGGAUGCGUGUCGGUAUCUAUUAUGGGUUUUCUGAUGUCGUUCGUCAGCAGAUCGUGAAUCAGUGUUGCUUCACAGGGAUUCCUGGAUUUAUUCAGGUGAUGUUGUCCAAAAUGCUGAAAGACAAGGGUAGGUCAAUAUAACAAUGAACUUUA